CCUCUGAGACUCCCUCCCGGUCCAUGGCGGCUCCCCGUCAUCGGCAGCCUCCACCACCUCAUCAUGAACCCGCUCAAGCACCGCGUCCUGGCCGACCUCGCGCGCCGGUGCGACGCCCCAGUCAUGUACCUCCGGCUCGGCGAGCUGGACGUGGUGGUCGUGUCGUCCCCGGACGCCGCCCGGGAGGUCAUGAAGACGCACGACGUCACCUUCGCGUCGCGAGCGCUGAACGCGACGGCGAGGGCCACGGCCGCCCACGGGCUGGGCCUCGUGAUGACGCCGUACGGCGAGCGGUGGCGGCAGCUCCGCAAGGUCUGCGUCGUGGAGCUCCUCAGCACCAAGAGGGUGCGGUCCUUUCGCCCCAUACGCGAGGACGAGACCGCCCAGCUCGUCGCCGACAUCGCCGCCGCGUGCCCGCCCGGCGGCGAACCCGUGAACAUCACCCAGCGGUUAGCCAAGCCCAUCGCGGACUCGUCGUUUCGCGCCAUGAUGGGAGAGCGGUUCAAGUACCGUGACGAGUUCCUGGAGUCCCUCUCCCAGAUGGUGAAGAUCGGUGCCGGGUUCAACGUAGGCGACAUGUUCCCGUCCUCGAGGCUCAUGUGCGCCAUCAGUGGCACGGUGCGCAAGUCCAGGGCGUUCCACCGCAAGAUCUACCAGCUGAUAGACUACGCCAUCGACCAACAUGGGGAGCGGAAAGCGGCAGGGGGCGCCGCCGCCGCCGCCGACGCGGACAUGAUUGAUGUUCUUUUGAGAAUCCAGAAGGAAGAUAGCCUCGACUACAGCUCUCUCUCCAUUGGGACUAUCAAAGCCGUCAUCCUUGACUUGUUUGCAGCUGGAAGUGAAACAACAUCGACGACUAUCAGUUGGGCUAUAGCAGAGCUCAUGAGGAACCCUAGUGUAAUGCAGAAAGUACAAGAGGAGGUUCGGCACGCAGUGCAAGACAAGUCGAGAGUAAGCGAAGAUGACUUGGUUAACUUCCAUUAUCUAAAACUCGUCAUCAAGGAAACUCUAAGGUUGCACCCAGCAGCACCCCUGCUCAUCCCAAGAGAGUGCCAGGAGCCAUGCCAGAUUCUUGGGUACGAUGUUCCGAAAGGCACGUAUGUCUUUGUGAACGCAUGGGCCAUUGGCAGGGACCCGAAAUAUUGGGACGAACCCGAAGCCUUCAAGCCAGAGCGAUUUGAAGGGGUCGCAUUCGACUACACUGGCACCGACUUCCGAUACAUACCAUUCGGAGCUGGUAGAAGGAUUUGCCCGGGCGCGGCGUUCUCCUUGGCAAACAUAGAGCUCAUUCUCGCCACGCUUAUCUUCCACUUCGACUGGAAGUUUCCGGCUGGAGUCAUGCCAGGCGAUGUGGACCUAACGGAGGAGAUGGGCGUCACCGUGCGUCCCAAGAGGGACCUGUACAUGCACGCGAGCGUGCGUGUGCCACUGCCUGCGAGGGAGCCCUUGAUUUGA
Setaria italica (foxtail millet) is the source of this 1455-nucleotide messenger RNA. Its product is annotated as 5-epiaristolochene 1,3-dihydroxylase. The transcript has 2 exons. The coding region runs from base 64 to 1455 and encodes 463 amino acids. NCBI's taxonomy places the organism in Eukaryota, Viridiplantae, Streptophyta, Magnoliopsida, Poales, Poaceae. Gene Ontology annotation, molecular function: monooxygenase activity; heme binding; iron ion binding. The record is from RefSeq and is a predicted model, not a curated record.